CGGCGCAUGCGCGAGGCCGGGCUGCGCGGUGACGACGCUGUGCCGUCUCUUGCGAACCUACCGCUGGGCCUGGCCCGCGCUGCUCUUCGCCAUGGCAGAUCCGCGCUUGAGGCAGAUCAAGAUCAAGACCGGCGUCGUGAGGCGAUUGGCAAAAGAAAAAGUUAUGUAUGAAAAAGAAGCAAAACAGCAAGAAGAAAAGAUUGAAAAAAUGAAAGCUGAAGCAUGUGAUGAUUAUGGAAUUAAGAAACAGAUUGAGCUCUUACAAGAGUCACGAAUGAUGAUUCCAGACUGCCAACGCAGAUUAGAAGUUGCACAUGCAGAUCUUACUCAGCUACUAGAGAAUGAAAAAGAAUUGGAAGAAGCUGAAGAGUAUAAAGAAGCACGUUCCAUACUGGAGUCAGUGAAGCUCGAAGCCUAGAAGUUUUUCAGUAUUCUCUCCGUAUGCAUUAGCACUGGGUCCACACCACACUUUUGUUUAACUGUGGCUCUCUUACUAUUGUUGACUUGCUAAGGUUCCCUUUAUGCAAGCUGGCCUUCCUCUAACUGCAAGAUGCAUCAAAUAAAGGGUGUUGUGAAAGAUCUCUGUGUUCCAUAUUCAGGCAAAACAGAAAUACUCCCAGAUCACCUCACUUAGAAAAAAGGGUAAAAAAAGGCAAUUUAAUAUAAGUGUAGUAGUGUAACAGCUAAUGUAUAGAACUUAAUCUGAACAAUUCAGGCUAAGAAACAAGCUCGCAAUGUGAGGGACCAAUAAAUACUUUAGAUUAGAAUAAUUUGGGUUGGAAGGGACCUUAAAGAUUCAUCUAGGUCCAGCUUCGUUGUUAUGAAGCGUCUUAUAUUGGAAAUAAUUUUAAGCUGUUACAGCAUAACAAUCUGUACUGAAAGAUGAGAUGGACUAAAUGACCUUUCAAAGUCACCCAUCUUUUUUCUAUGAUGCAAUUAAUCUGUAACUUUUAUCAAAUACCUACUCCUUGUUUACUCUUGAGCCCAAGACAGAUUUAAGAGCUGAUUCCAAGUCUUUAUCAUUUUGCCUGAGGUUGAUUCAUAGAGCCCAAUUCACAUGGUUACCGUUGGUCAAAAUUCUGUUACUUUUUCAAGAAACAGAAUUUAGCAGCUGGCUAGUAUGUUGUCAGUUGGAUCUGCUGGUAAGAUUUCUGGAAUUAAUGCUUUUCCUGAAAGCACCAUGAACUAAAUGAGUAGUUGGUUUUUUUAACAAAGCUUAAACCCCAGAGGAUGAAAGAGAACUAAUGGGUAAGGCAAAACCACUUAAAUCUGCCUGGAAGGCCCUUAAAGCAUUAUGUACAAAAGCUGUGGUUCUUUCAGAGUGGCUUCUUUAAACAGCAAACAGUAAGCUCUGCUGACGAACAAGAAAGCUUCUUACAUUAGUUUUUUUCUAGUUUGAAAGUACUCUGGCAUGUUUCUUAAAGGCAACACAAAGCACAGUGUAUCUUUUGUGUGGUGCUAUAUUGAAUACAAUAAAGUUUUUUGUUAAUUGGCUUGA
Colius striatus (speckled mousebird) is the source of this 1498-nucleotide messenger RNA. It is a transcript of the gene TBCA, whose product is annotated as tubulin folding cofactor A. The coding region runs from base 92 to 418 and encodes 108 amino acids. Gene Ontology annotation, molecular function: beta-tubulin binding. NCBI's taxonomy places the organism in Eukaryota, Metazoa, Chordata, Aves, Coliiformes, Coliidae. The record is from RefSeq and is a predicted model, not a curated record. Gene Ontology annotation, biological process: tubulin complex assembly; post-chaperonin tubulin folding pathway. The transcript has 4 exons. Gene Ontology annotation, cellular component: microtubule cytoskeleton; cytosol.